Molecule: messenger RNA, 1569 nt
Organism: Parnassius apollo (apollo)
Lineage: Eukaryota; Metazoa; Arthropoda; Insecta; Lepidoptera; Papilionidae
Source: the annotation of a GenBank genome assembly
AUGUUGCGUUGUUCUGUUCUAGUUCUGUGCAUGGUGGUAGCCGCCAAACUUCAAAAUGAUCCUGCGGGACAACAGAUUUUAAUUUUUAAGGAAAACACGAAGGGACCUAUUGGCGUCAUGACAACCAGUGCUGGUGCGCCUAUAGAAUACAAAGACGCAAGAGUUACUCUCAAUUCCAGACUAAUACUUAACGAAUAUUUCAUGGACUCUCUAACUCAUCUCAAUCGGGAAAGAAUACCCGAGCGUGUAGUUCACGCGAAAGCGGGAGGUGCAUUUGGGUACUUUGAAGUAACACACGACAUAACACACAUUUGCAAAGCAAAAUUAUUUGCUAAUGUAGGAAAAAGAACGCCUGUUGCAGCACGCUUUUCGCCUGUUGUGGUAGAAAGAGGAGGAAUAGAUACAUCAAGGGAUGCUAGAGGAUUUGCUGUUAAAUUCUAUACAGAAGAAGGUAAUUUCGAUAUUGUAGGUUUUAAUACACCUAUGUACGUGUAUAAGGAUCCGCUACUCUUCCCUACCUUUGUAAGAGCUCAAAAACGAAAUCCGGCUACAAAUUUGUUCGAUGGUAACACUUUUUGGGACUUCCUAACUUUACAACCGGAGAGCUUACACAUGUUUCUUUUAAUAUUCGGGGAUCGGGGUAUUCCUGAUGGGUACCGUCAUAUGCCAGGCUUUGGUAUACAUACUUUUGAAGUUGUUAACAAACAUGGAGAAAAAAGCUUCGUCAGAUUUCAUUUUACGCCGACAGCUGGCAUUAAAAAUCUUAGAUCGGAAGAAGCACGAAAAAUAGCAGCUGUUGAUCCUGAUUAUGCUACUAGAGAUUUAUACAGAGCCAUUGGAAACGGGAAUUUUCCUAGUUGGAAAGUUAGUAUACAAGUAUUAUCAUUAAAUGAUGUUAAAAUUGCGGGAUUCGAUGUGUUUGAUGUGACUAAAGUCUUACCGUUGGAUGACUACCCUCUGAUACCCGUAGGGGUCUUCGUGCUUAAUAAUAACCCAAUCAACUAUUUUGCAGAAAUAGAGCAAUUAGCUUUUAGCCCUGCAAAUCUAGUGCCCGGAAUUUCGGGAGGACCUGACAAAGUUUUCGAAGCUCGCCGCUUAGCUUACCGUGAUGCUCAAUACUACCGCUUAGGGGCAAAUUUCAAUAAAAUACCCGUAAAUUGUCCUAUUCAAGUUAAAGUGAUGGCCUACAACCGUGAUGGCAAACCUCCAGUAGAAGAUAAUGGAAAAGAUACUCCGAAUUAUUAUCCUAAUUCUUUUAAUGGAGCUGAACCUUACCAUGAUAAGAAAAGAACUGAGUUAAUUGAAAUAUUCCAAGAUGAACUAAACAAUUUCCAGCAAGCUACAGAAUUGUAUGUAAACGAGAUGACGAAAGACGAACGCAGCCGACUUGUUCAAAAUCUUUUAUACAGCUUGGGAGGAGUGGCCAAAUUUUUACAAGAUAGAGCCGUGAAAUUAUUUACCAUCAUACACCCUGAUUUAGGUAACCGAAUCGCUGAGGGUUUAGCGGCAAAUAGAACUAACUAUUUCAAUGGUUAUGAAGAUAGGUUGUUUAAUUAUAAUUAUAAAUAA